CCACAACGCGUUUGCCUCAAUGCCUUCGAUCUGAGAUCCCGCAAUGCUGUGCCUGCAGCUACCCAUACCUACGGGUGAGAGCCUCAAAGUUGCUUUCAAGAAUGGAGCCGGGGUCCAACUUGUACGUAAAGGCGACAAGAUCACGUUCAAGCACGGACACACGGUUUCUCAGGGUGACGACAGGCUUGGAUAUAUCACUUCUGGGCCUGCUGGCGUUAAGCUACAAGCCUUCCAGACGUUGCAUAUCUUACCUGGCAGCAUCGACGCCAGCUCGAACCCUGAAGCCGUUGGAGACGCUUCUAACGAACGCUACCAGCUUGAGCCAAUUGUUGAUGGCCGUUGCGAGAUCAUCUUCCUGAGACAUGGAGAUGUCAUUACUUCCCCAGGCACCACUAGUAGUGUGUUCUGCGUGUGGAUGGCUCCCGAAGUCCAGGUGAAUUCGUCGGCUGCCGAUGUCAAUCAGACCGAGCGUUUCGAGACCGGGAACAGUGUUGAAGACACGCCUGAGGACGAGACCGAAGAUGAAGCCACAUUGGACGAUACAGUCACCGAGGUUCCUGUUACCCAACCUGUGACUCAAUCGACGAAGUCACAACUCUCUGCCACACCACAUCUUCCCAAAGACCGGUCAUUGGUUGUACAUGAGACCCCAACAGCAAACCGUAUCUUGGACCAUGAUGACUUUAACAUUGCACCAUCGAAUGAGGCUCCUCGCGUAGAGGCCACGCCACCACCGCACGGAGCGAUAGCCGUCACGGAGUCGUUUUCUGCUGCUCGGGCAGGUCAUUCGCCCAAUGCCGAGUUGCCUGCAGAUCAAAGGCGGCUACAGUGCUCGCCUCAAGUCGCAGUCGGCCGGUCGUCAAGAAAGAGGCAAAACUCUGAACACAUCCUCAGUCUUAUUGCGCCUGCCGCAGAUGAACCGCCAGUGAAGCGUAAAAAGAAGGCUGCUAUUAUUGGCGAAGAGGAAGGCGAUACUGUGCAGGCAAGUCUUUUAGGCAAGAUCAAUACCGAUCAGGACCGCAUGACGUACUCCACGAAAGCGAAGCGACGAGCCGCGACAGGUUCAGAAGUGACCCCCACGAAUUCAUUACGAAGCUCGCAGAGGUCGGCGACAGCUACGACAGUCGCAGCAUAUGAAGGUCCCAUACCACGCGUCGCUACCAGUAACUCAGCCAUCAAAGAGGAUAGUUCAGCAGUAAAGUUCCUUCGAAAGCAGGGAGGCGCACUUGUCAAAAACGUCGAAGACAAGUGCAAUGUCUUAUGCAUUCGUGACCACGGUCUCGCGAAGACCAUGAAAUUCAUUCAGGCCAUUGCUCUUGGUGUACCCAUCGUUACUGACAAAUGGCUCACCGAGUCUGCAAAGGCAGAUGGCUUUCUUGAGCUAGCGUCAUUCAAACCGUCAGUCACUCAACAGGAGAAAGAAUGGAAAUUUAACCUCGAGCAAGUGUGGGGUGUAGCGCAGACACCAUUCAAGGGGUUUGCCAUCUACUUCACGCUUGCGCUCAAGAAGACAUACACCAACUUUCGUGAGAUGGAAAAGGCUUGCCAAACGCUUGGCGCGAAGGUUGUACCCAAGCGGACCAGCAAGAACGACACGAUCAUUGUGCUUGCAACUGAUGAUGGUGAUCCUGAGGCAGAGGAGAUAAUCGAGGAUGGCGAUCCCUGCUACCAGAAGGACCUGCUCACCACGAGCAUCCUCCGCGGCAAUCUCGAUCUUGACAGCGACGAAUUCAAGAUCAAAGCGAAGCAGGUCGGACCAAGGAGGAAGGGCCAGAGGAAGAGCACGUAGAUUUCUCUGCACGUUUGCGCAUAUUCUUUUCCUUUCUGCGAUACCCAUCCCUUACGAAGCACAACAAGCGGGAUGUUUCAAUGAGCAACAGAGCAGUAGACCUCCGCGUCCGCUAUGACGGUUUCGAUGAACCACCGCUCCUCGACACCCAACAGGACUCCAAACUAUCGCAGCCACAGGAAUGGCAUCUAGCACAACAAUAAUAUCGAUAUUUACGAGAAGAGCAGCGCUUUCGAGCAGCGGUGCAAGAAGUGGUGGUGCACGAUGAUUGGGUAUGUAAGCGAGCUCGACCCACAUCUUCAACAUCCACGAACAUGAGUUUCAUGAGCAUGUUCAAGAGUCUUCAGGGACGGUGCAUCAGCCCACACUUUUAAAACCAGA
Molecule: messenger RNA, 2170 nt
Organism: Didymella exigua CBS 183.55
Lineage: Eukaryota; Fungi; Ascomycota; Dothideomycetes; Pleosporales; Didymellaceae
Exons: 3
Coding region: 44-1789 (581 amino acids)
Cellular component (GO): nucleus; site of double-strand break
Source: RefSeq, a predicted model, not a curated record